UCUAUUCUAGACACACACGCUGACGCUCCCUGCUGCAUUCCGUUUCCGAGUGAGUCUAGUCUCUUCUCCACCACCACCUUCAUGCUCUCCACGUGAACCGCUUCUAACACUUUUUACCAUAAAUAGCCUCACACUUUCCCUCCGCCAAAAUUUUCCACCUUCCAUUUCAGACCUCCAAUUCCAAUUCAACUCGAAUCUCCGAUGGACUCCACCGCCAGCCUCCGGCAAUCCUCCUCGUCCGCCGCGGCGGAGGAGAUGAUGGAGAUGGAGAUGGAGACCAAGCCAUUGCUUACCAAGUUCCUGACCUAUCCUCCUCCGGUUGCUGCCCAGCGUCGCCGUGCCAAACUCGGCUCGUCUUCGCUGGCCACGCCGCGUCCUAGCCGGCAGAAUUCGUUCGGCCGGGAUAUAGGUCACGCGGCCAAGGAGACCUACUUGAUUACUAGCCUCAGCUUCACGCUCCUUCAAUACCUCGGGGUAGGCUACCGGUGGAUCACAAGAUUACUUGCUCUUGCUUGUUAUGCCAUGUUACUUAUGCCGGGAUUUCUUCAAGUUGCAUAUUGUUAUUACUUUUCAAGCCACGUCCGGCGUAGUAUUGUUUAUGGAGAUCAACCAAGAAAUAGGUUGGAUCUAUAUUUACCAACAAAUACUGAUGUGAAAAAGCCAGUUGUUGUGUUUGUAACUGGUGGAGCCUGGAUUAUUGGGUAUAAAGCAUGGGGUUCUCUUUUAGGUCUGCAGUUGGCUGAAAGAAACAUCAUAGUGGCAUGUGUUGAUUACAGAAAUUUUCCCCAGGGUACCAUCAGUGAUAUGGUUGAAGAUGCUUCUCAGGGUAUAUCAUAUAUCUGCAACAAUAUAGCAGACUAUGGAGGUGACCCUGACAGAAUCUAUCUAAUGGGGCAAUCUGCUGGUGCGCAUAUUUCUUCUUGUGCUCUCUUGGAGCAAGCAAUCAAAGAAUCUAAGAAGGAAGAGAUCAUUUCUUGGAGCGUCUCUCAGAUAAAGGCUUACUUUGGUUUAUCUGGCGGGUAUAAUUUAUUUAAUUUAGUUGAUCAUUUUGAUAGUCGUGGACUGUAUCGAUCCAUUUUCUUAAGCAUUAUGGAAGGUGAAGAAUCCUUCCAUCAAUUCUCUCCUGAAGUUAGAGUACAGGACCCAAACAAUAUAGAUGCUGUUUCUAUCUUGCCUCCUAUCACUCUGUUCCAUGGAACUGCAGAUUAUUCGAUACCAUCAGAUGCCAGUAAAAUUUUUGUAGAUGUUCUUCAAAGGUUAGGAGCUAAAGCUGACUUGGUACUAUAUGAUGGAAAGACGCAUACAGACUUGUUUCUUCAAGAUCCCUUAAGAGGUGGUAAAGACGAAAUGUUUGACCAAAUAGUUGCUGUAAUACAUGCCGAUGAUAAGGAAGCUCUUGAGCAAGAUGCUGUGGCACCUCCUAGAAGACGCCUUGUUCCUGAGAUCUUGUUGAAGUUGGCACGCAACAUCAGCCCCUUUUAGGCCUCACACUUGUCAUUGUUCAUCACCAGUUAGGUUGACAGAAAGCAGAGGAUAUUCAAUCAGUUGGUGGAGAGGUCCAAAUCAUUUUGGAUAGCGACUACGAUGAGGUGGUCCAUUGGUUGAAAUUUACAGAUGAGUGGUCUCAGAAUAUAAUCUGGAGAUCUAUACUCGUAAUCUAAUUCUUUGACAUAGUAGAGAAUUCGCAAUUGUUCAUGUCGUUGUAUUAAACCAGUUUUACUUCUCAGCAUUAUCAUUUCCAAAAAUCCACGAGGAAUAUAUCAUUUUCGUAAUCUGAAGAUGGAAAUAUUGAACACA
This is a messenger RNA of Rosa rugosa (rugosa rose), 1797 nucleotides long. RefSeq names its product probable isoprenylcysteine alpha-carbonyl methylesterase ICMEL2. Bases 202 to 1482 code for a protein of 426 amino acids. The record is from RefSeq and is a predicted model, not a curated record. The transcript has 11 exons. Lineage: Eukaryota; Viridiplantae; Streptophyta; Magnoliopsida; Rosales; Rosaceae.